UCCAAGAGAAAAUCUCUCAGUAAAUCUCUGCUAAAAACAAGACAGACUGCUUGAUUGAAGGGAGAGCCUGGCUGGUCUGGAAAUGGGUCUGCAAUGAGCAAGAGAGCCUCUUCUGGCUCGUGUGCAGAGAGGGCUGGCCACCUACUCCCCAUGCUGUGUUGCCCAGCGCAGCAGUCUGGGAGCUGACCUUGUUCGUGAAGACAGAGGCAAAAAAAGCCUUUGUGGCUUUAGCCUGCAAUUCUAAGCAGCUGGCAGCGUCAUUCCCCUGGGAAGGGAACAGCAAGUGACAGAUUGCUGCACUGUGGGAGCCAGCAGAGACUUCUUUCAAGGGGUUAAGUGACUCCAACUCCAUGUCCUCGAGCAACAUCGGGGCAGCUUAUCAAUUCAGUGACACUUAUGUCUCUGUUUUCUCCUCAUUUCCACUCUACUAAGGUCCCAAACAAUUUCUCAGUUUGGAAUGAAUUAGUCCAAAGGAGGAAAAUAUUCUUUCUACACCGGCAGAAGAAGCUACUGCUGUUCAAAACUGACUACAAUGUCUCAUUGCAUUGGACUCCUGUCCAUUGCCUCUAAACUGAACUUGCUGGUUUUGCUGCUUUCUGCAUUGUGCUUCUGUUCAUGCUUAAGUGACAGAAUUCCAGAGUUUGCCCUCACAAAAACGGAAGAAAGUGACUUAAAAGAAGAGAAUAACAAAGAGUCAGUAGCAGAGGAUGAUCUUGAUCCUGAAGACUUAGAAGUGUUUUACCCAACAUAUCAGUGGCAAACAGUCCGUCCAGGUCAGGCUGUUCCUGCAGGGUUACACGUGCGAUUAAAUCUUCAAACAGGGGAAAGAGAAGCCAGGCUUCCAGAUAACAAAAAUGAAAAAAGUGACAUGAAAGACCAGAAGAAAAGGAAAAGGCUGGACGAGAUGCAUAUCAACUCAAACUCAUUUACAUCACAGGAACUCAAAGAGGCUUUGGCUAAAAUGAAGGAAAAAGAAAAGACAGAAAGCACAAUGGAACAAAAGACUAAUCUGGAAGAUGUGAGACAAAGGUUUCGUCCCAUAGAAGAGCUGAAGAAGGAGUUUGAAGAACUCAACAUGAAGAUAGAAACUGAUUUUGAAAUUAUGGUGAAAUUAAUCAACAAAUUCAAUAGCUCUACUUCUACUCUGGAUGAAAAAGUAGCAGCACUGUACGACCUUGAAUAUUAUGUUCAUCAGGUGGACAAUGCAAAAGACUUUCUUUCCUUGGGUGGACUUCAGCUUGUGAUUAAUGGAGUAAACAGCACCGAGCCUGUGCUAAAGGAACAUGCUGCCUUUGUCCUGGGAGCUGCACUAUCUAGCAAUCCCAAAGUUCAGGUGGAAGCAAUUGAGGGUGGUGCUCUACAAAAACUGCUGGUUAUUUUGGCUACGGAACAACCAUUCGCUGUGAAGAAAAAGGCUCUCUUUGCUUUGUCUUCGAUGCUGAGACACUUCCCCUAUGCCCAGCUGCAAUUCCUCAAGCUUGGUGGCCUUCAAGUACUUAGAAAUCUCUUCAAAGAAAAAGGCAUGGAGAGUCUCUACAUACGUGUUGUGACGCUGCUCUACGACCUGAUUUUGGAAAAGAUGCUGCUUGAGGAUUCAGAGAACAAGGAAGACCAAAUGGAAGAGAAAGUUCAGCAGUACAAACAAGUGAACCUGGUGCCAGCUGUGGUGGAACAGGGCUGGUGUGUGAUUAUUUCCAACCUCCUGGCAUUGCCGGAGCAUGACACUCGAGAAAAAGUUCUAAAAACAGUGCACAUUCUGAUGGCCGCCUGCAGGGACGGAUACCAAGGGGACUAUGCCCUCAGCACCACACUGAGCAUGCUCCGCACCGAGUACGAAGAACUGGCAGCAGAAGAACAAAGGGAAGGGGACAAAGAUGGCUAUUUUAAGGAACUCCUUAGCUCUAUAAAUACCAUUAUUCAGGAGUUAAGAUCAGGAUAUCUGUAAUCUGACUGAGCUUUAAAAAAAAAAUUCAUGACAACCUGGUGAAUUUUGAUGGACAUGCAUAAACAAACUAUUGAGUAAAUUGCUGGUCUAAGCAAAAUCCCUCCACAAGGCAAGUGAGCCAACAGCUCCAUUAUUAAAGAAAGAUACAAACAUUUUGGGGAGUAUUUUCAUUUCACAUCUUGGUCCAUACUAAUAUACCAGAUGAUGGGAUAUAUGUGUUAAAGGAAUAUUGCAUCUUGUCCUCAACCUCUAAUAUGUUUAAUGUAAGUGACAGAAUGUUUAAAUCUGUUUAGUAAAAUGUAGAUUCUUCAGGUUCCAAAGAACGGAUGCAUUUUUGAUCACGUACUUGCUAAUUCAGGCAACUAUACAUCUGUGCUUUGUAAAGGAAAAAGACUUUCCCACGCAACUGUGA
This is a messenger RNA of Chelonia mydas (Green sea turtle), 2357 nucleotides long. It is a transcript of the gene SIL1, whose product is annotated as SIL1 nucleotide exchange factor. The transcript is spliced from 13 exons. The record is from RefSeq and is a predicted model, not a curated record. The coding region runs from base 533 to 1945 and encodes 470 amino acids. NCBI's taxonomy places the organism in Eukaryota, Metazoa, Chordata, Testudines, Cheloniidae.